Zingiber officinale is the source of this 1506-nucleotide messenger RNA. Its product is annotated as G-type lectin S-receptor-like serine/threonine-protein kinase At5g35370. The transcript has a single exon. The record is from RefSeq and is a predicted model, not a curated record. Lineage: Eukaryota; Viridiplantae; Streptophyta; Magnoliopsida; Zingiberales; Zingiberaceae. Gene Ontology annotation, molecular function: ATP binding; protein kinase activity. The coding region runs from base 1 to 1506 and encodes 501 amino acids. Gene Ontology annotation, biological process: protein phosphorylation.
AUGAGCUUGGGAAGCCGAAUUGGCUACUUCGGGAUUAAAUUCUCCGCACCAAACAUUUUCGGAACGAACAUCUCGACUUGCAAAGAUCUCUGUUCCGCCAAUUGCUCUUGUCUUGGCUACCUCUACUAUGCGUCUUCGUGUUAUUUACUUCAGCACCGAAUCGGCUCCCUAUUUACCGAUGAGACGCUCAACACACUCGUCGUCUAUGCCAAGAUAUUUGGCCGGACAUCACCGCCUUCCUCUGAAUCCUCUCCCACCCGUUUGGUCAUCGUCUUAGUACCAGCCACCGCAACGACUCUGCUGGUGAUCUCGAUUGUCAUCAUAGUCUUCUUUGCAAGGUGGAGGAGGAACAAGCUCAGGAUAAGAGAUGAGACGCGGACCAUAUCAGUCUCCAGAGGGCAGGAGGAUAAUGAGGAACAGAUUGCGAUCCCCGGCCUGCCCACCCGGUAUACCUACGCCGAGCUCGAAGAGGCCACCAACAAUUUCCAGACGCUAAUCGGCUCCGGAGGAUUCGGAUGCGUUUACAUGGGUCAAUUCCCGGACAAGUCCCUCGUCGCCGUGAAGCAGAUCAAUGCCGGCAGCACGCAGCAAGGGCAGAGGGAAUUCUGCACCGAGAUUGCCGUCAUCGGCAACACCCACCACGUCAACCUCGUCCGCCUCCGUGGCUUUUGCGCGGAGAGCCGCAAGCGGUUGUUGGUCUACGAGUACAUGAACCGUGGUUCCCUUGACCGCGCGCUCUUUGGCCGUAGCUCCGGCCUGGCCGUCCUCGAGUGGAAGCAACGGCUCGACAUCGCGGUGGGAGCCGCGCGCGGGCUCGCCUACCUCCACGCCGGAUGCGAGCACAGGAUCAUCCACUGCGACGUGAAGCCGGAGAACAUCCUGAUCGACGAUCACAGCCAGGUCAAGAUUGCGGACUUCGGACUGGCCAAGCUGAUGAACCCGGAGCAGUCCGGACUCUUCGCCAUUAUGCGGGGGACGCUCGGCUACCUCGCGCCGGAGUGGCUCACCAACACCGCCAUCUCCGACAAGACCGACGUGUACAGCUUCGGGAUGGUGCUGCUGGAGAUCGUGCGGGGCCGUAAAAAUCGGGUCGACGAAAGAGACCCAGAGUUGACCGGCUCCUCGUUGCCGUACUUCCCGAUGUUGGCGUUCGAGAUGCACAAGCGGGGUAGGUACGAGGAGUUGGCGGACCCGAGACUGGAGGGGAAGGUGAACUGGGACGAGCUGGAAAGGAUCGUCAAGGUGGCUCUGUGCUGCCUGCACAAGGAGCCGGGGAGCCGGCCGAGAAUGACGACAGUAGCGGCAAUGCUGGAGGGGACAGUGCCGGUCGGCGAGCCACGGCCGAGGUCGCUGCAGUAUUUGAGGCUUUGCGGAGGCGGGACAGAGGGAUCGCACCUGAGUCGAGAGGGGUCGGCCACCAGCACGAGUCCGGGGUCAUCGGCGUCGCCGCCGCUGCUCUCCGGAGGUGUCUGGGCCGAGAAAGCAGAGGCCCAGGUCAACGUUUAA